Messenger RNA from Homalodisca vitripennis (glassy-winged sharpshooter), 618 nucleotides. RefSeq lists its product as uncharacterized. Lineage: Eukaryota; Metazoa; Arthropoda; Insecta; Hemiptera; Cicadellidae. The record is from RefSeq and is a predicted model, not a curated record. The transcript has 2 exons. Bases 105 to 575 code for a protein of 156 amino acids.
ACUAAUUAUGACUGCACUAAGCAAGUAUAGCUCAAGAAUAAGCAGACGGAAUUAUACGGAUCAGUUUGCAUCAGCGUUCAGAACAACGUUGUUUACUCCUCAAAAUGAUCUUCAUCAGCCUUAUUUUUGGAGUCGUACUCAUUAAGUCACUAGUUACAACCGUAGCCUGUGAUAACAGAGGGGAGGCAAGAAGUGCAAUGGAGAAAAGGAUAGGAUACGAAGAUGGGAAGAUAACGUCCGUGACGGUGUACACCGGAGACCACAAACCUACAGGACAAACGUCUGGAAGUGGAACGUCUGGAGGCUCUGGAAGCAGCCAGAGUAACCCACCGCCAACAUCCUCUAAACCCUCCACAGACUCUACGACCGGUAGACCCAAACCGGGAAACCAGUUUGGCAACUUCGGUUUUAAUUUUAAGCCUUUUGGUACAUUUGGAGGACUGAGGCCACAAGACCUCUGGUUCCAGGAACUCUCUUCUAUUCCUUCAAAAAUAGCCUCCUUCUCGGAUAUUGAUGAUUAUGAAGAUACCAUGGAAAACAUCCUUAAUACCCUGGAUAGCUUUAAUGAUUAUUAGUCAUAAACGCUGAGUUACAAAAUUAAUUAAAAGUUAAAAGCCA